Messenger RNA from Linum tenue, 1422 nucleotides. The record is from the annotation of a GenBank genome assembly. Lineage: Eukaryota; Viridiplantae; Streptophyta; Magnoliopsida; Malpighiales; Linaceae.
AUGGCGCCAAACCAGACCACAUCUCUUCUCUCGGACGACGAUUCGAACCACGACACCCGCCGCAAUGCCAGAACGCACCCGGGCACCAACCCAUUCAUCUUCACAGCACUUAUUGCCCUCAGCUGCGUCGGCCUUUCCGCCGCCUCUGCUUUCGGCUUCCUCUACUUCUCCUCUUCCUCUUCUCCCACGGCCCAGAAACUGUCUUCCCUUGAACGAACCAGCCGGCCCAAGCCGAAACUCCCCCGCCCGGUCGUGAUCAUGAUCUCCGCUGAUGGGUUCCGGUUCGGGUACCAGUUCAAGACGGCAACCCCGAGCAUCGACCGGCUCAUGGCCGAGGGAACGUCGGCCGACCGGGGUUUGAUCCCGGUCUACCCGACCCUCACUUUCCCCAACCAUUACUCCAUCGUCACGGGGCUCUACCCUGCUUACCACGGCAUCAUAAACAACUACUUCGUCGACCCGGCCACCGGCGACGAGUUCACUCUGGCGAGCCACGACCCCAAGUUCUGGCUCGGAGAGCCGCUGUGGGAGACGGUGGCCAACCACGGCUUGCCGGCUGCUGCGUAUUACUGGGCUGGAGCUGAAGUGGUGAAAGGGAGCUGGACUUGUCCUCCCGAAUUCUGCCCCAAGUAUAACAGCUCGGUGCCAUUGGAGGAGCGAAUUGAUACUUUGCUGAGCAACUUCGAUUUGCCGCUGGAUGAAAUCCCUGUUCUCAUGAAUCUCUACAUUGAAUCCCCCGACGCGCAAGGUCACCAGGUUGGGCCGGACGAUCCACAAAUAACCGCAGCCGUGGGCCGAGUGGACUCGCUACUGGGCAGACUAAUCACCGGGCUGGAACAAAGGGCCCUAUUGGACGAAGUAACGGUGAUCUUCGUAGGCGACCACGGCAUGGUCGGCACGUGCGACAAGAAGUACCUCUACAUCGAGGAUUUCGCCGAAUGGAUCGACAUCCCGGAAGAAUGGAUCAUGUACCACACUCCGGUGCUCUCCAUCCGCCCUCCGUCCGGCGUCGACGCCGCCGAGGUGGUGUCCAAGAUGACGGAGGCGCUGGAGUCGGGGAAGCUGAACAACGGCGGCAGCUUGAAGGUGUACCUGAAGGAGAACCUCCCGGCGAGGCUGCACUACUCCGACAGCGACAGGAUCACGCCCAUCAUCGGGAUCGUGGCGGAGGGUUACACGGUGGAGCAGCGGCGCGUGGCCGGGGAGGAGAUGUGUUGGGGUUCCCAUGGGUAUGAUAACGCGGCGUUUUCGAUGAGGACGAUUUUUGUCGGGAGAGGGCCGAAGUUCGGGCAGGGAGUGGUGGUGCCUUCGUUUGAGAAUGUGGAGCUUUAUAAUGUGGUGACUUCGAUUCUGGGGAUUUCCGGGGCUCCGAAUAAUGGGACUUCGGGUUUUGUCAACACUGUUCUGCGGAGAAGACAUUGA